Canariomyces notabilis is the source of this 2560-nucleotide messenger RNA. RefSeq names its product GMC oxidoreductase. Lineage: Eukaryota; Fungi; Ascomycota; Sordariomycetes; Sordariales; Chaetomiaceae. Gene Ontology annotation, molecular function: flavin adenine dinucleotide binding; oxidoreductase activity, acting on CH-OH group of donors. The transcript has 2 exons. The record is from RefSeq and is a predicted model, not a curated record. Bases 244 to 2094 code for a protein of 616 amino acids.
CACAUGUGGCUACCCAGUUUAGCCAGAGCCAAUGGCACUUUGCGGCAGGCGCUCCUGGGAUUCCUUGGACCAAGGGCAGUGACGACCCCUCAAUAUCCGGGAAUGAAUCCAAUUCCAACAGAUUGCUUUUGGAGAUGUGACCCUUGCAUAAAUGCGACCUGAAAGCGAGGGGCGAGUCUGGGAGACAUAUAAAUCGCCGGAUGGCACUGCCUCGACUCGCGACAGACACGGCCAUUCUGCUGCAUGCUAUCCAACAUCGUCAAGUCCGUCACGAUGCUACACACUCUCGUACACGCGCUCGUCGUUCUUGGGGCUGUCGUGGUCGAUGCCGCGCCGGCGGCGUCGCCCUAUGACUACAUCGUGGUGGGCAGUGGGCCCGGUGGCGGCCCCUUAGCUGCCAACCUGGCAAGAGCCGGAUACUCGACUCUCUUGAUCGAGGCUGGUGGUGAUGAGGGUGACAAUCCCACCUAUGCAGACAUCCCUAACUUCAAUGAGGCGGCCAACGAUGAAUUGACCCGUUGGGAUUUCUGGGUCAAGCACUCGGACGAUCCGGCUCGAGAUCUCAAGUUUGAACACACGACUUGGGACACUGGUGACGGGACCUUCUACGUCGGUCUCGAGCCACCAGAGGGAGCCAAGCUGCUGGGUAUUCAGUAUCCCCGUGCCUCGGUCCUGGGCGGGUGCGCCAUGCACAACGCUGGUGUUUGCUCACUGCCCGCCGACGAUGACUGGAACAUCAUCGUCAACAAGACGGGUGACACCAGCUGGUCAGCAGCAAACAUGCGCAAGUACUUCAAAAUAAUUGAGAAGAACGAUUACUUGCCCGCUGGAAAUCCUGCUCAUGGUUAUGAUGGAUGGCUGUCCACCUCGGUUGCUGAUGCCUCCUGGGCCAAGAACAAUAGCCUGCCGGCCACAAAGAUUCUCAAGAAGAUGGCCGAACUUACUGGCCAGGACCCCGAGAACGUCGCCAACCUCGUCAACAGUGACAUUCUUGGCGAGUAUGAGAAUGCAGAUGAGAUCACCUCCUUUUACAACAUGGCCACCCACGCCUCAAAGGAGGGCAAACGCAGCAGUCCGAACAACUACAUCCGCGCCACGCUUGCCGACCCGGCGAAAUACCCUCUGACCGUCAAGCUGCAUACUCUUGUAACGCGGGUGCUCUUUGACAACAGCACAACGCCCCGGGCCAUCGGCGUCGAGGUGAUGGAGGGCGAGUCACUGUACAAAGCAGACCCUAAACACGUCGAUGGCACUAAGGGUCCUAUCUCGCAGAUCUUGGCUAACCGCGAAGUCAUCAUCUCGGGCGGCACUUUCAAUUCGCCGCAGAUCCUCAAGCUGAGCGGCAUCGGUCCGGCGGCGGAACUCACAAAGUUCAACAUCCCAGUCAUCAAGGACCUUCCGGGUGUGGGCGAACGGCUUGGCGACAAUUAUGAAGGCUCUCUCCUUGCUUUGGGCCAGUCUCCCGUCGAGAGCGGACUCAUCACUCUCCUUUUCCGGACGCCCUCGGCACCCACCAAGAAGCGCAACAUCUACACCUGGUGCGGCGCCUUUUCCUUCGAGGGCUUCUGGCCCGGCUUCCCUACCAAUUACGGCCCCAAACAAUACGAAUGCGCCCUCGUCCACAUGGCGCCCAAGUCACAAGCUGGUUCGGUGCGGCUGCUGUCUGCCGACCCGCAGGACGUGCCCGAGAUCAACUUCCGCUUCUUCGAGCACGAGGGCGACAAGGACCUGCACGAACUAGUCGAGGCCGCCAACAUUCUGCGUGAAGCGUGGCAGGCUGCCGGCGAGCCUGUUCUCCCCUUUGACGAGCUGCACCCUUGUCCCAAGGGAACCAACUGCACUGAUGCUAGCCAGGCCGAGUACUUCAAGCUGCAGGCGUACUCGCACCAUGCCACGUCGACGUGCGCCAUUGGAGGUGAUGAUGACCCAAUGGCUGUGCUUGACUCCAAGUUCCGUGUCAGGGGUGUUCAGGGGCUACGCGUCGUUGAUGCGAGCGCGUUCCCCGUCGUCCCAGGUGCUUUCCCGAGCUGUCCGACAAUGAUGCUGAGCGCCAAGGCCUCAGAAGACAUCAUUGCGGAUGCAAGAAAGGCAUAGGCGGUGAACCAAGGCGACGUGGGUUGUCUGGUCACUAAUGGGGAGAUGUCCUGUCCUUGAAGACGGUGGCGGGAAGGGCAACUUUGGAAGUGAUACUGAUGGAAUAGUUCUAGAGUAACAAGACCAGCGAAGUCGAAGCCAGACACUUCCUUGUUCCAUCCUUUCAGGUGUCUUUUUACUUGACAUGCGCGGAUUCUUUCCCAGCCCUCUGCUGGCUGUUUUUAAGUCUGUGGCCGAGAAGGAGCAGCCCUGAUGUAGUAGUGCACCUGCCUUGGGUUAAGGUUCCUCCCUCCUUCUGCAUGCCGAGCAGAGUAGAGACAACACGAGCGCCUUCCGCUUCGAGGGCUUCAACGACAGAAGUCCCGGCUUCACGCAGUCGGAGCGAUCGAGUCAAAUUAUCACAAGCAGUUUCCGCAGAAUCCCAGUGACGCGGCUCUCAGCGUUGACUGCACCAUGAUAGAAAGAC